Messenger RNA from Gavia stellata (red-throated loon), 1174 nucleotides. RefSeq names its product tyrosine-protein phosphatase non-receptor type substrate 1-like. Bases 1 to 1167 code for a protein of 388 amino acids. The transcript has 5 exons. Lineage: Eukaryota; Metazoa; Chordata; Aves; Gaviiformes; Gaviidae. The record is from RefSeq and is a predicted model, not a curated record. Gene Ontology annotation, cellular component: plasma membrane.
AUGGCUCCAGCAACACGGGCACUGCCUCUCACCUGCCUGAUGCUGCUCCUGCUCCGGACAGCCCCGGGUGCGGGUGCCCCCCGGCCGGGUUGGAACUUCGAGCUGCGGCAGCCCCAGGACAAGGUGUCGGUGAUGGCGGGGGAGACACUCACCCUGAACUGCACUACAUCCCAAGGCGGUCCGAUUGGUGCCGUGAAGUGGCUGAAGGGCUGGGGCAGUGGGAACGAGACUAUUUACAGCCCUACGGGCUCCUUCUCUCGUGUGACGAGGGCAGUGGAGGGGUCUGACACAGACUUCACCAUCCGCAUCAGGGAUGUUCGCCCCGAGGAUGCCGGCACCUAUUACUGCGUGAAGUUCCGCAAAUCACUGCUUGGUUAUGAGGUGUUUCAGCGGGGAAGUGGCACAGAGGUGUCCGUCCGUGCCAAACCCACGACCCCGGUUGUGUCCGGGCCCGGCCGCAGAGUGGGGCCGGGGCAAUCGGUGCCUUUCACCUGCACGGCCGGAGGGUUCUUCCCCAAAGACAUCAGCGUGAAAUGGCUCAAGAACAGUGCCCCGGUCUCGGCUCAGCAGCCCCAGAUCACCCUGGAGUGGAUGAAAUCCUCCUACAACAUGUCCAGCACUGUGACGAUGACGCUGCAGGAGGACGACGUCCACUCGCGCCUCAUCUGCGAGGUGCAGCACCCCACGCUGACAGCCCCACUGAGGGGGAUGUACCAGCUCAGCAGCGUCCUGCGAGUCCCCCCCAGAGUCCGUGUGGUCCCUGACCCGCCGAGUCCCGUUGAGGUGAACAAGACCGUGAACUUCACCUGCCACGUGGAGGGGUUUUACCCGGGAGAGGUGGCCGUCACCUGGCUGGAGAACGGGACGGAGAUGAAGGCAGAGAGCAUCUCUGGGCCGGUGAAGAUGUGGCAGGGCUUGUUUGCGCUGAGGAGCCUGGUGGAGGUCCAAGCGACGGAGGAGAAGAACCGGUCCAUGUUCACCUGCCGGGUGGUGCACGAUGCCCAGGACCCCGUCGACAGGUCGACCACCCUGUGGAUCACCGCCCCAGCCAGGGAGGGACUGAGUCUAAACCUCCUGUCCAGCCCCGGCUUGUGGCUUGGCAUCCUGCUGGAGAAGGGGCUCCUCGGCGGCCUCCUCAUCUUCCUCUUCAAGCGCGGAAGGGCAUGAGGAGGGA